Messenger RNA from Coccomyxa subellipsoidea C-169, 885 nucleotides. Its product is annotated as U-box-domain-containing protein. Gene Ontology annotation, molecular function: protein-folding chaperone binding; ubiquitin protein ligase activity. The transcript is spliced from 5 exons. Lineage: Eukaryota; Viridiplantae; Chlorophyta; Trebouxiophyceae; Coccomyxaceae. The record is from RefSeq and is a predicted model, not a curated record. Bases 1 to 885 code for a protein of 294 amino acids. Gene Ontology annotation, cellular component: cytoplasm. Gene Ontology annotation, biological process: cellular response to misfolded protein; protein polyubiquitination; proteasome-mediated ubiquitin-dependent protein catabolic process.
AUGAGCGACAUCGAUGCCAAUUAUUUAUUAAGCAGCCCGUUAGGACAGCAUCGGCAGCAAGACAGGACGUUUUCUUUCAGUUUUCAUCCGAAAGAGGAGGCAUCACUUCCAAGGAAUAGCUCAGUGCUGGAUGCUCUCCUUGACACACCCCAGGAUCUUGUGUGCCCGAUCACCCUCCAUAUCUUUAAGGAUCCGGUGAUCUCAAGCUCAGGCCAGGUGUAUGAGCGACAUGCCAUCACCAGCCAUGUGGAAAAGAAUCACAACGAUCCAAUCACUCGCUUGCCCCUGCGCAUCGAUCAGUUGACUCCAGUCUAUGUCCUGCGAGUGCGCGCUGCAGAAUACAGAGAGUCAGCUGCUGCCGCCUGCCUUGAGGCAGCUUGCUCUGCAGACUGCAUCAAUCCUGUUCAGUAUGUCCGCCGUGCUGUGGAGUUGGCAGAGGGUCUGUCAGUUCCAGGCCUGUCGCCGGAAUGCGUGCAGUACGUGAAGACGCACCCGUCCAACGCUUGCGAUGUGCAAGUCAUGGAAGUGUUUGCCCAAGGGCUCAUUUCCGCUGGCUGGAAAGUCAAAGCCGCUGCCGUCUAUGGCACCCUCCUGACGGCUGGCUUGGACAAGGCGCAGCAGUGUGCUCACUUGAGAGCCUGCCUGGAGUGCUGGACCCAGCUCCCUGGAGAGGUGGAUGACACAGCCAUGCGCCAGCUGGAGGACUUUGUCGAGGGCCAAUUAAUUCUGAGAUGGAGUCAGAUCAUAGACCUGGUCGAAGCAAGCUUCGGCAGCACUGCAGCUGUGGCGCUGUGCGAGCAUCUCCUGUUCCCUGGCAGCGGCACGGUGGCUCGCAAAUCUGCAGCUGCAAUGGAAGCGCGGCUGCGAGAAGUCACCCUCAAGUAA